Molecule: messenger RNA, 1725 nt
Organism: Cajanus cajan (pigeon pea)
Lineage: Eukaryota; Viridiplantae; Streptophyta; Magnoliopsida; Fabales; Fabaceae
Product: tubulin beta-1 chain
Biological process (GO): microtubule-based process
Cellular component (GO): microtubule
Molecular function (GO): GTPase activity; structural constituent of cytoskeleton; GTP binding
Source: RefSeq, a predicted model, not a curated record
UGGUGAAUUGUUGUUGUUCAGAGUAGAGAGUAGAGAGUAGAGAGUAGAGAGUAGAGAGUUGAGAGUUGAGAGUUGAGAGAAGAGGGUUUGUUGACAUCAGUUAGUGAAAAUGCGUGAGAUUCUUCACAUUCAGGGAGGGCAAUGCGGGAACCAGAUCGGAGCCAAGUUCUGGGAGGUGGUGUGCGCGGAGCACGGGAUCGAUUCGACGGGGAGGUACCAGGGGAACAACGAGUUGCAGCUUGAGCGAGUCAAUGUUUACUACAACGAAGCCAGUUGUGGACGAUUCGUCCCUAGGGCGGUGCUCAUGGAUCUGGAGCCUGGAACCAUGGACAGCGUCAGAUCUGGUCCCUACGGUCAGAUUUUCCGCCCGGACAACUUCGUCUUCGGGCAGUCCGGCGCCGGUAACAACUGGGCCAAGGGUCACUACACCGAGGGAGCUGAGUUGAUUGACUCCGUUCUCGAUGUUGUCAGGAAGGAGGCAGAAAACUGUGACUGCCUUCAAGGGUUUCAAGUUUGUCACUCUCUUGGUGGUGGAACUGGUUCUGGAAUGGGAACACUUUUGAUCUCAAAGAUCAGGGAAGAAUAUCCCGAUCGAAUGAUGCUCACAUUUUCUGUGUUCCCAUCACCUAAGGUUUCUGACACAGUUGUUGAACCCUACAAUGCAACACUAUCGGUGCACCAACUGGUUGAGAAUGCAGAUGAAUGCAUGGUUUUGGAUAAUGAAGCUCUCUAUGAUAUUUGCUUCCGCACCCUUAAGCUCACAACUCCAAGCUUUGGAGAUCUGAACCAUUUAAUCUCAGCCACCAUGAGUGGUGUAACAUGUUGUCUUCGAUUCCCUGGUCAACUCAAUUCAGAUCUUCGCAAACUUGCCGUGAAUCUCAUUCCAUUCCCUCGUUUGCACUUCUUCAUGGUGGGAUUUGCCCCACUCACAUCCCGUGGAUCGCAGCAAUACAGGGCACUCACUGUACCCGAGUUGACCCAACAAAUGUGGGACGCCAAGAACAUGAUGUGCGCAGCUGAUCCUCGCCAUGGUCGCUAUUUGACAGCAUCCGCAAUGUUCCGUGGUAAGAUGAGCACCAAAGAGGUCGAUGAGCAGAUGAUCAAUGUUCAGAACAAGAAUUCAUCCUACUUUGUCGAGUGGAUUCCGAACAAUGUGAAAUCCACUGUCUGUGAUAUCCCUCCAACUGGUUUGAAAAUGGCAUCAACCUUCAUUGGCAAUUCUACUUCUAUUCAAGAAAUGUUCAGGAGGGUGAGCGAGCAAUUCACGGCUAUGUUCCGCAGAAAGGCUUUCUUGCACUGGUACACUGGAGAGGGUAUGGAUGAAAUGGAGUUCACCGAGGCUGAGAGCAACAUGAACGACCUUGUAUCGGAGUACCAGCAAUACCAAGAUGCAACUGCGGAUGAUGAGGGUUAUGAUUAUGAAGAUGAGGAGGAAGCUCCGGAAGAAGAUGAAGCUUAAACAGUAGUAGUGUUUUGGAGGCUGUUUCUGUUUGUGUUGUGAUAAUGUGUCAAUGUUGUCCUUUUUCUUUUUUUACCUGAAUACCUUUUUCGGGGUUUUGGACUGUUUUGGGGCGCUCUGCCUGUCGUUGUGACUAUGGUAGGUUAGAAUUUUUACUGUUCUGCAUGUUUUCAUUAUUGUUAAAAAAUGGUGUCCCUUUUUCUUUUCUGGAAGAUUGAAAACCAACCUAGAUAUAUAUGGAUAUCGUUCUUCAUGUUAAGCUUGCA